CAAGAUGCACAACAGUGGUUUGUCUGGUUGAUGAAAAGUUAACUGUGCCACCUGCCAGAACAACAGGGUAUAACUCAACAGGAGUGAGCACUGGUGAGUUUACAACCUUUUUUUUAAUGACACAUUAUUAUUGAGCAUUUACUACAUGUCCCUAACAGUUUUAAUCUGAGGCUUGCGAUUUAAUUGUAGACAUGAAUCAUAUUUACAUUUAAUACAUAUAUCGAUUAUACAUUUGCAUAUAUUCAUGUGUAAUGUUUUGGAUCUGUUCCUUACACUGAUUUGGUUGGCCUGGAACUGAGACACACAAAAAGCAAAGUUCAGAAAUCCUGUGUUCUGCCAAGAUCUCCUUGUGUGUUUUAUCAAGAGAAUCCAAGACAAACUUCAGGGGAGGUCUUUACCAGCAAGGGGGUGAACAGAAGUAGACACAAGGCCCAUAAUGGUUCGAAGUUAAAGGUUAACUGAAACCUUAUUAGGAGCAGCCCCCACCUGGCUCAACUUCCUGAAUUUGUUUGUCAUUCACCCCAUGCAAUGUCUGUGAUCAACACAUGAACCCUGAAUUGUGAAACAACUGGAACCUUGGAGCAGAGCCCCUCUCACUGUUCGUCAUCCUGUGCCUUCCCCCCUUUUUUUAUUUUCCCUUGACUGUCCCCCCUCCUUCCCCUGCCAGCUCCCCCCAACUCGAGCUCCUCCUCUGCUGAAAAGACACAUUUCCUGAUGUCAUUACUAAAUCAAAAUGCUGCUUGGCAAGCAGAUGUUGUGAGAGGCCCAACAUGGAUUCAGUGACGUUAAUGGACAAGUUCGUCAUGAGAAAACAUGCACCAUACACUUCAUUUUUAAUUCAGUCAAUGAAACCGCCUCUCUCGCUCUGCCGUUUAAAUUAGUGAGUGCUGACAACAAGGAACUACCUUACAGAUGUCGAACGCUCAUGAGUUCCUCAUAACAUAAACAUGUAAAAGGUUUCCCACACUUGUGGUGCGAGUAUCAGUGUGUUAUAUGUACUGUAUGUGAAGGUGGCUGGUCUUUUAAACAGCUGGUCAGCUCUGACUAACAAUUUGUUCCAGGUUUGGUCAAAUUCACCUAAAUAUGAAGUCAUGGCUGUCUGCACAGCACGCCCUGCAGAGUCAUGAUUACAUCCACCCCAAAAUGCUAAACCCUAAAUGUUUACUUAUGUUUCCUAUUUGGCAGAGGCAGCCCAAAAGGCAAAUAAAUCACAUGCUGUGAGCUGGCCAGGCCUUCGACUGUGAGAAACUGAGACUAAAAAGCAGAACAAGAGUUAAAGAGUAAGGGUUUUCAGAUGUGAGUCCAGCCCAGCUUGGGUGUGCUCCCUUUUAUUUCAGAGAAUGAAGAGGACAAUCUCUGUUGCCUCCACCCCUUUGAAAAAGGAAGAAAAUCCUAAAGAAAUGUGUGCUGGAGAUAGGAAGAGCUGCUGCCAAGGCACAGGGCUGUCAGACAGAUCUUCAAAUAACAUCUGGUAACCGCGGGUAACACUGUUUGGACAUCUGGUAACCGAAGGUUACACUGCGUCUCUUCCAUCCUGCCGGGUUUCCUGUUAUGCCUCGCUGUACACAGUCUACGAGGUGUAGGUUUAUUAUACAUGGUCAUCAGCUGGGGAAAACACAACUCUAUUCUUUUUUUCUGACAUGAAGGGAGCACUUGGUUUCUUUGGGGUAUUCCUCUCCAUUCUCUCCGAUCCCACUCAUGGAAAGCCUACUUUGUCAUUUGAGUGUGGGAAUAAUUCUCAAAGUUGUAUCGGGAUUUGCAUACUGUGCAGUGAUUACUAUGGUGGACCAACAACGGAUUGCCUUUCCUCGCUGUUUGAGAAUUUAUGUCUGACCAAAUUUGAGAGUGCAAUGGCUUCCCUAAACAGCACUGACUGGUGCAUUUGGAGCAAUGUGAGAGGCCUCUAUAGCAACUUAAGCCUUUGUACAGAGAGGAUGUCUGACUGUCUCCAGAUCCCAUGGCCUAACCCUCUGGUGGAACAGACCUUUGUGAACAUUCACUCCAAGUAUUUCAAGGAUUGCCCUGCAGAGGAGCUAAGUGAUCCACCGUCAGUCGUUAUUUUUGCCCUGGUGGUAACUCCCAUCUGCCUGAUCCCCAUCAUGGUUAGCCUUGUGGUGCUCAAGACCAAGAAUGGGGAUGGCAGCUCCUGACAAUCCUGAAUCAAUGCUCAUCAUCCAUCACUUUUUGGACUUAGGCUCUGUCUUUUAUUCCAACCAGAGGACUGCUGUUUUUGACUGCUGCUCUGCUUUCAUCUCACCAGCAACCUUGCAGAGGAGUGACUUUCUGACAAGUUUACUGGUACUUCACAACUCAGAAGAAUUCUGAAAUAUCAGCAACAGAGGAAGCCAAGCAAAAGACAUUUGAGAUAAUGGCAUCACAACUACUACCGCUGUUCAAUGACAAACUCCCCAGUGUUAACAGAGACUCACUGUGACAAAAUCUAUGUUAUUACAAGUUCCUGCACUGUACUGUAUCUGAUUAACACUUUUACAGGAAAGGCUGUGUCAAAAUGUUCUGUUUUCAACCAUAUGUCUGCAGAUCUGAAUGUAAUGAUAUAUUCAGUUUGCACAUACUCAGAAAACAGCUUAAUAUUUACUGGAAAACCCAGUAUUCAGGGUUAUGAUGACAAAAGCUCUGGAGCUUGCAGAAGUAAAGCCCAACUAUUUUUGUGUUUACUUUCCCAUUAUGUUGGACAUCAGUUAUAUUGAUAAAAGACAAGGUAAUAUUUAUUACUGAAUUCCUGAACUCUGUUUAUGCUUUUAUACUUUUGUAAACUGUGUGAUUUGAGACACUGAUUAGACAAUGUGAGUUAGAUACAGCUAAAUGUUCUUGUGUGAUCUAUGAGCCUGUAAGUGCAGGAAGGGAACUGGAAGCACAGCAUAUGGAAGGUCUGGUGUCAGAUGUUACAGAUGAGACUCAAUGAAUGCCUAGAAAAGAUCUUUUUCCCUGGUAUUGUAUAUUUUUGAACAGCCUGAGAUCCUCCAGCUCUUCAUGAUCAUAUAAUAUUGAGAUAAAGUUUAUCCAGCAGCUUCAGAUCAGACAAAAGACAUUUAAUUUGUCUGUGCAGCAUGGUGAUAAACACAGAGCAGUGACUGAUAAACAUCUUUUUGCUUGAAUAUUGAUAAUGUGGUUAUGUAUUGUUCAGUUUUCAAUGACAAUAAAGCCAUUGUAAGUGCUUUCAGAUUUGGAACAAAACGUGUAUUUAUAUAUUGUGUUAUUUUUCUGCCAAUGACAGUAAUUACUGUGUCUUCUGAGAGAAUACAUUCUGCCUGCUCU
Molecule: messenger RNA, 3276 nt
Organism: Monopterus albus (swamp eel)
Lineage: Eukaryota; Metazoa; Chordata; Actinopteri; Synbranchiformes; Synbranchidae
Gene: ramp2
Product: receptor (G protein-coupled) activity modifying protein 2
Exons: 5
Coding region: 1641-2150 (169 amino acids)
Biological process (GO): cellular response to hormone stimulus; calcium ion transport; angiogenesis
Cellular component (GO): cell surface; membrane; signaling receptor complex
Molecular function (GO): coreceptor activity
Source: RefSeq, a predicted model, not a curated record